This is a messenger RNA of Talaromyces stipitatus ATCC 10500, 435 nucleotides long. RefSeq lists its product as uncharacterized. The annotation marks the transcript as partial. The record is from RefSeq and is a predicted model, not a curated record. The transcript is spliced from 2 exons. NCBI's taxonomy places the organism in Eukaryota, Fungi, Ascomycota, Eurotiomycetes, Eurotiales, Trichocomaceae.
GUUGCAGAGCGCUGGGAGAGGACACAUGCCUCUAAAUUUGCGCCUGCUAAAUAUCAACUUACCCACUUUUGGCGGAAGCACCAAAUGGUGCCUAAGCCAAGUGGUAGGCUGGAUGUACCUCUCACAAUCAAGGGAGUAGAAAUUAAGCCUACGUACGGACUUAAUCAAAUAUCUAGGGGUUUAUCUGGAUACUCACCUCACUGGGGAAGUGCAUGUAUUAUUAUUAUUAUUAUUCAAACCUCUGGAAGCCUUGGUGAGACCCUAAAGGCCUCACCCCUAUCAGAAUCCUACAUACAAAAAUUCAAAAUAAAUCACUAUCUCGUCCCCAUGUGGCCGAUAUGCCAGGGACCUUUGGGCACUCUCCCUAGGCUAAUCCUUCCGGAGAUCCCUUAUAGUUCCAAACCCGUGGGCACACCUAAUCAGUACAAACUCUGA